This is a messenger RNA of Cynoglossus semilaevis (tongue sole), 4031 nucleotides long. It is a transcript of the gene mcmbp, whose product is annotated as minichromosome maintenance complex binding protein. Lineage: Eukaryota; Metazoa; Chordata; Actinopteri; Pleuronectiformes; Cynoglossidae. The transcript has 16 exons. Gene Ontology annotation, molecular function: chromatin binding. The coding region runs from base 162 to 1982 and encodes 606 amino acids. Gene Ontology annotation, biological process: DNA-templated DNA replication. The record is from RefSeq and is a predicted model, not a curated record.
CCAACUCCACUCAUGAAGUAGUGACGCAAGUUUCCCGCCCUCACUUCUGCAGCCCUAGUCCUGUACGUGUGCAGAAAGAAAGUCAACAAACAGGGGAGUUUUGUAUACUGUACUGUUUUAUACAUUUGUUACUUUAUUCAUCAAGGAAUUGUUGGUUUACGAUGCCUUCCACACACGACUGGAUUGACAGCCCGUUGGUUGUUAUCGAGGAUAUGUUUGCUGCUUCUCAGAAUAGUCCAAACUCUGGAUGGGAGGCCAAAGCAGUUGAGUUCUUCAAAGAGCGUCUGAAAGAGAAGGACGCUCACACUUGGGUUCCUUCUCUGAAUGACGUUCCUCUGCACUACCUGAAACCCAACAGUCUGGUCAAGUUCCGCUGUUUAAUCCAAGACAUGUUUGAUCCGGAGUUCUACAUGGGAGUUUACGAGACAGUUGAUUCGUCAACAAAGGCUAAAACGCUGCGUUGUGGAAAGUACAAAGAUGUGACUGAAUGUGGGGUGGAUUUUAGUUCCACAAACACUGUGACUGCAGAGAGGCAGACCUUCUACUGUGUGCCAAUCCCUGGAGAAAACUCCUGGGUGAAAGACAGCUUUGCUGCCUCCAGUCAGGCCAGAGUGAUUCCUUCCACCUCGUACGUGCCGAGCAGACAGAAACGAAGCUACGAAGAGGACGAGGAGAUGGACGACAUGGACGCACAACCACAAAAACAGAGAGAACCCCAAAGUGCAGGUCCACAAAGUCCUUCAGAACAUCUGGGCAAUAAUGACUCCAAACGUCUAGAAACUGAAGCUCCAUCUGGUUCUACAGUGUCAUCCUCUCACAUCAACCUCAACUUUCCGCUACCUGGAGAGAAAGGUCCUUCCUGCUUAGUUAAGGUAUAUGAAAAUUGGGACUGCUUCAAACUGAACGACACACUGGAGGUCUAUGGGAUCCUGUCAGUCAGUCCAGCCCUCAGUGCACUGGCUGAUGAAAAAGAAGCAUCGUCAGGUGUCCUGGACCCCACAGAGAGCAUGGAGACGGCUGAGGAGCAGAGAGUCCACAGUCCACCGGCUUCACUCGUCCCUCGUCUACACAUGCUGUAUGCCGCACCACUGCAACACAACAACCCCCUGCUGCCCGUCAUCUCCUCAGCAGACGACAGUGCCUUUUUAUCCUCGUCUCUGGGUGAGAUGGCCUCUGUUAGAGCAGAGCUACUCUCAUACUUUACCCACGUGCUCCUGGGAGAUGCCCUGUCGGCUGAGUACCUCAUUCUGCACCUCAUUUCUACUGUAUACUCUAGGAGAGAUGUUCUUCCCCUGGGGAAAUUUACCCUGAAUCUCAGUGGAUGUCCAACAGUCUCCUCAUACACUGAGCGCCUGUACCAGAUCAUUCAGCAGCUCGUUCCCUCUUCGUACUACCUGGGCAUGAGCCUCCAGAACAUGAACCACAUGCAGCUGGUGCCUAAGAAGGACUAUGUGGCCAAUAGGCUAGUGAGUGGAGCCCUGCAGCUGGCUAAAAACACUUCACUCUUCCUGGAUGAAACCAAGCUGGAGCAGGGACAGCUGGACACAACAGGUGUGCGUAACGUCACAGCCCUGGGGAACCUGAUCUCGUGGCAGAAGGUUGAUUAUGACUUUAGCUACCACCAGAUGGAAUUCCCCUGCAAUAUUAACGUGCUCAUCGUGUCAGAGGCCCGAUCACUGCUGCCGUCAGAUUGUCAGGUGCAUGUACACUCUCAAGUUGUUCCCUCUGACAUGGAGGAGUAUCUCGGCAGCAUCCACAUACAUUCACAAGCCUUUUCGCAGCUCAACAAGCUCAGAAUCUACCUGAGCGUGGCCCGGCUGCUGGACUACAGCAUCUCUGAGGAACUGACAAAGGCAGUCGAGGACGACUUUGUAGACAUGAGGAAGGACGACCCCCAGAGCAUAUCUGCUGAGGACCUUCACCGGUUGCUGGUUGUGGCCAGCAGAUCCCUGAACAUGACGAACCUGACAGACAUCACCUAAUAGCAGCUGCCUUCUACCCCUUCACAUGCCUACGGUUUGGACAGCAGUCAGAAAUGAUAUGGACUAGGUACAGUACAGAUAAGGUACAGUAUAUGGCUACCUGUACAAAGACUUACUAUUGUUUGAUUAGGUCCAUGUUGCAUAGCAUUUGCAAUUCUAUUUUAAGAAUUGUAGGGUACAGUAAACAAUGGAAUGCUCUCAGAAAUUACUGUUAUAACAGCUGUUUAGUGUUUGCCAACAAGUAUGGAUUUUUUUUUCUUCUAACCGACAACUUGAUGAUCUGGAACAACAGCCUUUCGCUUCUCUACUUGACUGAACUGGCUCUCAACAGAUCAAAGCUCCUACUUUAUACAGUUCUUUUAGUCUUAAUCACAAUGUGUACAACAAAAUGUUUGGAUUUAGACGUGACAUAUUUGGUAGUUAAAUGGAACUAAAUAGGAAAUGCACCAACGUCUCAGAGUUGGAGUUUAAAGAAACGGUCUUAUUCAUUUGAACAAAACUAUACAGAAACUGAGAGUGGCGUCACAAAAAACCACAGAGAUAGCAUCUUACAGUAAAAACAACUUUAGAACUGGAAAAUGUUAGCGUUAAUAGUUUUUCCAGUCUUAUAACCCGGCAAGUCAAUCUACAUCUUCUCAUUCUACAAAUGAAAUAUCCCAAGAUAAAGCAUAAUGACAUACAGCAACCCUGAACAUACAUUUGUAUACAGUACACCAAAAUGUAACACACCAUAAUUGACUUAAAAAGGUAGAUUUGCCAUAAAUACCUGACAUGUAUAGAUAUAUAUAUUUAUUUAUUUAUACGUAUAUAUAAAACCACUUCUAUUCCCUGUUAAGGCAAAUAUACUCGCAGUUUGGGGAGUGCAUAAAGCGUCAGUGUUUCUAAUAAGUUGGUGCAACUGCAUCUACAAAACUGCUACUCUCCCAUCUAUUAUCAAACAUGCAAACAUCAAUAUACAACGCUGGCUUAAGACUCAGUUCAAACAAACCCGAGUUGUUUGAUCAAACCAUUUUAGAAGUCCAGUUCUUUCAGUGGAAUAUUUCCACUGAAUAAUUCCAAUUUCCAAACAGCAGUUGUCGUGAUUAGUGUCGGUGUCUGUUCUCAGCUGUGAUUUCAAAACCCAACACGGAAACCUCUUCAAACCUAUUAAGCCGUACCUCAUCGUAUACAGAUGAGGGGAAGGUGCUACUCAGAGAAAAUGUAAAACAGACGAUACGUACUGUACAUAUCAACAACCAUGAUAUACGUGUGUCUAUAACAGUGGAGCUCGUUAAAUUACACUCGACAAUGCUGAUGUUACAUUAGCUUUACUAGGUAAGGAUUUCCCUGCCUAGUUUCUGUUCUAAUAACUACACAAAGGUAACACACAUUUAUCCUUUGGAAAUCACUUUAGAUAUUUGGUCAGACUUAACAGCUGUGACAGUGACAAACUAAAGGUUGUUGUUGUCACACAACCACCAGUGACUCCCUGUACAGCAGGUUCAGAUUUGGACGUUCUAUGGUCAAAUACCAGUUGUUGUCUUCCACCCUCACAAGUAAGCAUUGUGGGUAAUCACCCACAGAGCAAGAAUACGUUUACUGGCACGAAUCCACCAGUAUGAACGUUCUUAAAAACUUUUCAGACCAACCUAUUUCUCUUGAUAAUAACCAUUCAUUUGCUUAUUUUUUAACACAUAUGUGCAUUAUGUAUAUGUAAUGUAUUUUUGUCUCACCAGGGACAAACUGAGAGUUUGAUCUCAGGUCUACUAAUUAAAAAUAUGAAGCCAAUGUGAUUAAAUUGUUAUUAAAGCCAAUGCAUUAAAUUCUUACUAGACUAAGAACAGCCUCUUCAUGUUUGUCCCCACAGGGAAAAAUAGUUUUCUGGAUCACUGUUGAUGUUUUAGGUUUUAAAAAAAUCAAACAAAAUAUAAAAGUUCUCAUUGUUAACUGUUUAUGACGGCUAGGUUUUCAAAGCACACCUAUUUUUAAUAAUCCAAUUCCUUAAAGUGAUUAUUUUAAAAGGAGAAGAAUGUAUUACAUAUGGUGGAAUUCUGCAAAAAAAAAAAAAAA